This is a messenger RNA of Hevea brasiliensis (rubber tree), 1193 nucleotides long. RefSeq lists its product as uncharacterized. The transcript has 8 exons. The record is from RefSeq and is a predicted model, not a curated record. NCBI's taxonomy places the organism in Eukaryota, Viridiplantae, Streptophyta, Magnoliopsida, Malpighiales, Euphorbiaceae. The coding region runs from base 194 to 976 and encodes 260 amino acids.
UUCUCGGGCUCUCAACUGAUGACCAUGGCGCUUUUUUUUUAUAUAUAAUGUCGUCUUUGACGCUUCAAUUCCUUUAUAACUGGUCUCUUCGUCCUCCUUCUCUACCCUCCCCUUUGGCUUCUCUGUAAAAGCGGUGGGCUUAUUAUUAUUAUUAUUAUUUUCUUUUUUUUUCCUCUUUGGAUUGCAAAGGAAAAUGGGGCUGGACGAUCAGGUCGAGAAAAUGCAGAUGCGUCAGAGUUACACGAAUCUCUGGCACACCGAUCUCAUGAGCACCGUCGUUGCCGAUACUCCUUAUUGCUGUUUCGCACUGUUUUGCGGACCAUGUGCAUCGUAUACGCUGCGCAAACGAGCUCUUUACAAUGAUAUGUCAAGGUACAUGUGCUGUGCUGGAUAUGUACCAUGUAGUGGUAAAUGCGGGGAAAGUCAUUGCCCUGAACUGUGUCUUUGCACUGAGGUCUUCUGUUGCUUUGCCAAUUCAGUUGCCUCAACUCGCUUUCUAUUGCAAGAUGAAUUCAACAUACAGACUACACAAUGUGACAACUGCAUCAUUGGAUUCAUGAUGUGCCUGCAGCAAUUGGCAUGUAUAUGUUCCCUAGUUGCUUGCAUAACUGGCAGCGAUGAAAUUAGAGACCUUGCGGACAUGUUGUCUUGUUUGGCUGACUUGGCUUUUUGCUCAGUUUGCCCAUGCAUUCAGACCCAGCACAAGGUCGAAAUGGAUAAAAGAGAUGGUAUGUUUGGGCCACAGGCUAUUAUGGCAGUGCCUCCGAUGCAGCAAAUGUCACGUAUUGAUCAGCCAACUCCUCCAGCAGUGGGCUAUCCACCACAGCAGGCGUAUGCACCUUACGGCCAACCUCCGCCCCCUUAUUUUCAAGGUUACCCUCCUGCUGGGUACCCUCCACCUGCAUAUCCACCACCACCACCACCUGGUGCUUAUCCUCCAGCUCCUAGUUAUCCUCCAACCGGCUACCCCAAAUGAAUUGGACAGAGAUGCACAGUAAGAAAGUAAUAUUUACUUACUGCCCCAUUUAUAGCCAUAGCAUUUUACUGUUUAGCAUUUGUGUUUAAGGUUGUGCAGUAAUCAUAUGUGAAAUAGCUCAUCUUAUUCAGAAAUGGAUAAUCUGAGACGAUAAAUACAGUUUAUUCAAUAUACAGUUUGUACCGUCUAUUGUUGAACCAAUACCAAUACAAAAAAG